This is a messenger RNA of Meyerozyma guilliermondii ATCC 6260, 3009 nucleotides long. RefSeq lists its product as uncharacterized. Lineage: Eukaryota; Fungi; Ascomycota; Pichiomycetes; Serinales; Debaryomycetaceae. Gene Ontology annotation, molecular function: ubiquitin protein ligase activity. Gene Ontology annotation, biological process: protein polyubiquitination; DNA damage response. The record is from RefSeq and is a predicted model, not a curated record. Gene Ontology annotation, cellular component: nucleus. The coding region runs from base 1 to 3009 and encodes 1002 amino acids. The transcript has a single exon.
AUGGUACAUGAUGAUAUUCAAUUGCCUGAGCAGCGGAGAAUUCUCAUGACAGUUCCGUUUUCUUUGGUUGAACAAGAAAACUAUAAUCAACUUUUUGAGGAUUUCCUCGCCUCUGUUUGUCUUGACAUAAAUGGGAAUCCUGUUCUUGAGGACUGGGAUCCAUCGCCAACAAUUUUAGCUUAUAUGCGUUCUUGGCUCGUGAGGUUAAGACAAGUUUGCAGCAAUCCUCAGAUUGGAAACCUAAAUCUCAAUUCAAAGCGCUACCGCUCAAGGAAUUCAUCCUACAAUAAUCGUAUUGUUGCAACAGUACAGCAAUUAAAGACUUUAGAUAAGGUCUUGGAUGAUAUGUUGGAGAAGGCUUCUGACCAGAUCACCGAAGCUGAAAGAUCGAUAAUUCUGACUUAUGUUGAGGUGGGACAAUUUUUGGAGUUCAUCUUACUUCCCGAAGAUGCAUUAGGCUUUCUAAGUGUCGGUUCCUAUGAAGCAGAAAAGGUGAUUCAUCGGUUGAAGCUCGUUCUAAAGAAGACUGCCUCGAAGUAUCAAGAACUACGCAAGCGAGAGAACCUCACUCCUCUUGACGAUGACGACGAUUUCGACACAAUAGACGAGUCAGAAUCUUCCGCAAGUAAGAAGAAACAUGAAGGUAGUGAGAUCAUUUUCAAGUACGAGGAGCAAAUACGCACCAUUCGUAUGAAGAUUAGAUCAUGGUUGACGUUGUUGCACAAAUUCUACUUUCUUAUUGCGUCGUGCCAUUUUCAGUGCUAUGAUGCUGAGUAUGGUGAAAAGAUUGAAAAACUACAAUUAAAGUCAUUUAAGGUAUCCAGUCUGCUAUAUCGUAUCAAGGAAAAUGAUUUCACGGACGAGGUGGCCUCUUUCAUUAGUGAAAUUCCUCAAGAGCAACUUCAAACAAGUCCAAGGACAACCUCAGAUGUCAAGGGUAAUAAAGAAGAGACACACCGUGCUUUAGAACAGCAGUAUUACGAUUUUGCGGAACACACCCGGCAGGAUCUUUUAAAGGGAUCCAUUAAAUCAGUCGAGAAGGUUGUCAAACUGAGAAUUACAAACAGAGGGUGGUAUGAUGACAAUGGAAAGCUAAAGGAGGACAACGGGGAUGUUUUGCUUCCUAAAACUUCUCGUAAGUUUUUCCGGUUUGCUCCUACUAUCAACGUUAGCCAUUUGAAGGAUGAAACUGUCGGCAUAAGACAAACACUUUAUUUUGACAAGGUGAAAAGAAUCAGCGAUCAACUCAAUGCACAGGCUUUGGUGAUUAAUAAGUGGAUGUCAACGCUUGUGGAAAUUCUUUGCAAACCUCUUGUGAGCCACGACAAAGAUCCCAAUGGUGAAGAAUACGAACAAUCCAUUGUGGAUCAAGACUUGGCAUCGUGUUACUUGCAUGCUUUGACACAAAUUUUGCUGGAUAGAGGUGAAUCUGUUAAUGGAAAUGAAAAUGCCACGAAAAUUACCACUAUACAAAAGAGCCAGGAAAAAAAGGAGUUUGAGCUAGAAGCAAGCAGAGUCCAUGACAAAGAUUUUUUGGAACAGUUACAGGCCGAGAGACUCGCAGUCAAAGUCAACGUUCGAAGCUCCUUGCAGGAGCUUGUUUUAGAGUUGAGACAACUAGAGAACGAAACAGAGGGUGAAGAAAUCUUGGAUCGUGAAGCCACUCAAGUGUAUCAUGAAAUGUUAAACUCAAUGGGGCAGAAGAUCCGAAACAUUUUCGAGAACCAAAAGCUUGCCUUGGUGCUUUUACAAAGAGAACUCAACUUGUCUUGUAAUGCAGUAUUCAAUUCGAGAAUUGACUACUUCAAGCAGCUUCAGUUGAUUUCUGACAGUGUCAAGACGAAGCACUUUAGCAUGGAUCAAGAAGCACUUGAUCUUAAGUUGGUUCAACGCCAACAGCAGAGCUAUAUCAAUCUUUCUUCCAAUUUGAGCAUCAAAAAAGGUAAGGCUAUAGCCAAGUUUCGGUACCUCAAAUCGUUAUCCGGAGGCACAAUGUCCAAUGAACCCAAAAAUAAUGAAGAAUUGAUGUGUAUUAUAUGUCGUUCUACAAUCACUAUCGGGUCUUUGACUCAGUGUGGACACAAGUACUGCAAGGAAUGUUUGGAACGGUGGCUAGUCACUCUGAAGACAUGUCCCUUGUGUAAGACUGCCAUUAAUGCAUCGACAGUAUACAAUUUCACACAUUAUAAGCCCGACUUGAAAGCCAACAAAAUCGCAGAUCGACACAAACCAGCCAAAAAUCUACAUUCCAUUUAUCAUCCUGUUGACAAUGUGGUAGUUGAAGAUAUUCAGAAUAUUGAACUCAAGAACUUUUACAGUUCGAAAGUAGAUACCAUUGUGAGACAUGUUUUAUAUCUCAGGAGUCAGAAUCCUCGAGUUCAGAUUGUUAUUUUCAGUCAAUGGCAAGAUCUCUUGUACAUUUUAGGCACAGCUUUCAAGGCUGCGGACAUAUCUUACUUGGGAUCUUAUGGAACUCUCACACCAGAAGUUGGCUCGGGUCGUCGUCGUAACAAGUAUGAUAGUGUUGAGGAGUUUAAGGAUCCAAGCAAUAACAUUACAUGUUUUUUGUUAAACGCCAAAGCACAAGCAAGUGGGUUGACCUUGAUCAAUGCCACCCACAUAUUUUUGUGUGAACCAUUGGUGAAUGCAUCUUUGGAGUUGCAAGCAAUUUCCCGUAUUCAUAGAAUUGGCCAAACCAAAGUCACCACCGUAUGGUUGUUUGCUAUUGAAAACACGGUUGAGGAGAGUAUUUUGUUGAUGUCGACGAAUAAGAGACUUGGCUAUUUGGAGUCCAAAGACGGCGACAUAGCUGGGAGAAUUUCGCAAUCAUCAGAGCGAGAUUUGACGAAGGCUGAAUCUAUGGCACUAAUGACCAGUGGAGGAAUUGACACGAUGAUUAAUAAGGGGAAUGGAGAGGGAGAAACUGUCACGAAUAACGACUUAUGGAGCGCCUUCUUUUGUGCACAAACAAAUGAAUCAUCAAAGGCAGGUUUCAAACUAGGGACAUAA